Molecule: messenger RNA, 1701 nt
Organism: Cyphellophora attinorum
Lineage: Eukaryota; Fungi; Ascomycota; Eurotiomycetes; Chaetothyriales; Cyphellophoraceae
Product: Protein pbn1
Exons: 1
Coding region: 1-1701 (566 amino acids)
Biological process (GO): GPI anchor biosynthetic process; protein processing
Cellular component (GO): endoplasmic reticulum membrane; glycosylphosphatidylinositol-mannosyltransferase I complex
Molecular function (GO): mannosyltransferase activity
Source: RefSeq, a predicted model, not a curated record
AUGAGACGCCGGACGACAUUCAUCAGCGAUCCGUCGAUAGAGUUCGACCCCUCGUCCGUCGAGAUCACAUCCUCGCGCUUCUUCAUCCCAUCAAUAAAGGCUGCUCGAGAAGAGCAACUGAAGUACAGCCUUGACGAGCUUCCAACAGAGCUCCAGUCGUUCCUCGCUGACGCUCGAGAACUACAUGCUCGAUGGACAACCCAACAGAACUACAACCUCUCGGCACCAUACACUACCCGGGCAGCUCCUGGUCUACAAGUCUUUUAUACACCAGGCUCUGCAACCAGAGACGCUGACAGUGAGGGCUUGUUGUGUCGAGCGCUGCACGAGCUGUUCGCGCCCUCUGCAAAAUGCCACGCUCCCGACACAAGCUUCACAAAGGCCGAUGUCCUUGAAUCGGAAUUCAAGACGACUCCUGCCUUGCAGUAUCACGCCACGUUACCAAACCUGGAUCACUUCGUGGUCUACCUUCAGCGAACUUUCUGCCCGGGCUCUUCGCUAUUAUGUAUACACUCGACAUCUCUACUCUCAACCGCAGACUACCUCGACAUUUCAUGGAGCGCAAUCACCCAAUCCCUAACAGUCUCAGCCUUCUGGUCUCGCCCGCCCAGUAGUCUGAUCGAUCCGGCAUCACAGCACAAGACCACUGAUGCAUGGUCUCUCUCACUCGACAUUCCCUCAGCGACCUCCCAAACGCGAGUUGAAGUCGGCAUCCUCUCGCCAGAAGCCAUCACGGCCGACCCCCAAGACCUGACCCUUUCUGGCUUUCUCACCGUCCUCGGUACAGAUACCAAGCCCAAACCAACAAGGUUCUCCUUCCCUAGCCGUCACCAUAUCUUUCCGGCAGCGGCCUCAUCAAAUUACCACGCCAGCAUUCAGCAACCACAAGGAUUGCAUCCGACCCUGAAGAUCACUCUCCCGCACCUCAGAGCCCUCCAGCAGCAACAAAUCACUAUCCCAUCUGCCGCGCAAUGCACGCCUCAAGUCCAUCUGACAUUGCCCUCGCACACCUUCGUCGACCCCUACAGUCUCAAGAUCUCUGAUCCAAACUUCCGCUCGACCUACCACAUUCAAGCCGUGCACUCCCUGACAGGGCACCUUGACCUCGAAGCACCAGAUUACAUCCCCUCAUCACCAUGGGGCUCAAGUCUGCUCUUCACGCCCACCCUCCCGGAACUGGACGCCGAUCUAACUUCGCCAUGGGAAGUCACCGUGCCAUUGCACCUGCGGUACCUUCCGCAUAGCAACGCGACCUCGCACGAACAAGUCACGCUGCCGUACCCAGUCGUGUACUUCGCCUGUCCUGCCGAAGCAGACUCCGCGGCGAAGUUUCCCGUGAACCCGUUCGAUCGUGUUCACCUGGGGUAUGACGGGCUGUAUGGGCCGCUGACGACUUUCUUCCAUUUGAAUCCACAACCUGAGCCCACGGCGAUGGGUAGUGAUAAGCUCACUCUUACACUGAGCGUUCCGGUCCUUCAGACAGGUGUUACGCUAACGCCGUAUGCGAUCGAGCUCGUCACUCUCCUCGCGAUAAGCGUGGGAUUUCUAUGGAUCACGGCGAAACUGUGGCUAGGAUUGAAGAGGGAGUUAGGAAGCUAUAUUCCUGAGACAGUAGAGACAACGAAGCCGAUCACCAAGGAGUGGGAGCAACCUGUCAGUGGUCCAGGCUUCGACGCUGGUAGUCUGAGGAGACGUGGCUGA